AUGCAUAACAAAAGCAUUCGCCGAGUCUCCUACAAACGGAGUAUGGACGCACUUUUCGUCAUUCGGAGGGAGAUGCCAGUCCAACGACCACUGCUUCGCAGCGUAUUUUUUGACAUAAAAAUUGGAGAUGAGAAUAUUGGCCGAAUCGUAAUAGGUCUUUUUGGUGGCACUGUUCCCAAAACUGUCGAAAAUUUCAAGUCCAUUGCCAAUGGGUUCCAGAACGAUGGGGCGAAGUUGCAUUACAAGAACAGCAUAUUUCAUCGAGUUAUCAAAGGUUUCAUGAUUCAAGGUGGAGAUUAUGAAAACAGUGAUGGGACUGGAGGUCGAAGCAUUUAUGGUGCAAAAUUUUCCGAUGAGAACUUCAAAUUGCGUCAUUCUGGUUCUGGUUGGGUGUCGAUGGCGAACGCUGGUCCGGACACCAAUGGCAGCCAGUUUUUCAUAACUGUGGCGGCAACGCCAUGGUUGGAUGGCAAACAUGUGGUCUUCGGAAAGGUCGUCAAGGGCAUGGACGUUGUGCGUAAGAUUGAAAACACAGAAACUAACCCAAGAGACCGACCUCUUAAAGACGUUGUUAUUGUGGAUUGUGGAUCGAUACCCGUGGAACCCUAUUCUCUCGACGAUUCAAUGGAUAACUGA
Messenger RNA from Opisthorchis viverrini, 636 nucleotides. RefSeq lists its product as hypothetical. The record is from RefSeq and is a predicted model, not a curated record. Gene Ontology annotation, molecular function: peptidyl-prolyl cis-trans isomerase activity. The transcript has 6 exons. Gene Ontology annotation, cellular component: intracellular membrane-bounded organelle. The coding region runs from base 1 to 636 and encodes 211 amino acids. NCBI's taxonomy places the organism in Eukaryota, Metazoa, Platyhelminthes, Trematoda, Opisthorchiida, Opisthorchiidae. Gene Ontology annotation, biological process: protein peptidyl-prolyl isomerization; protein folding.